This is a messenger RNA of Penicillium subrubescens, 3237 nucleotides long. RefSeq lists its product as uncharacterized. The record is from RefSeq and is a predicted model, not a curated record. Lineage: Eukaryota; Fungi; Ascomycota; Eurotiomycetes; Eurotiales; Aspergillaceae. The transcript is spliced from 7 exons. Bases 1 to 3237 code for a protein of 1078 amino acids.
AUGGAGCCAGAUUUGUCAAAUUUGCCAACGGAGGAUGUCUCGCCUCACUUCCCUCCUCCGAAACGAACCCUGCCACUAUCCAAUGGUCAGCCAAGCAGAAAGAAGCCAGCCCUCAUGCAACGUCCCCAGAGCUCCAUCAUCGAUGUGACAAACUUCUCAUUUGCUAGACCGGCGAACCAGCCCAAGGGAUUCACCCUGAAGCCAAUGCCCCGAUUGCCUCCGCAUGGUCGUACCUCCCUUGAGCAAGUUGGCGGGGUGGAGUCGCAGAAGCAGAUGGCGAGACGGGAGAAGGAAGUCUCAUCUAAGUCAAUCGCCAAUCCGAGACAGCCGAGCCUGGAGCAAUAUCUUGCUGAACGUACUCCAUGUCCACAGCCCAAAGAUCAUCCACAGACUUCAAAGAUCGCUCACAAGGAUUCAAACCUGCCGAUCACCGAGGGCGCAAGCCCAGAUAACUCGGAAAAUGCAAAUUCGGCAAAGGGACAGGAGGUCAUCGAUCUGGAAGCAGAAAGUGAGACUGCCUUGACCACACAAGCAGUCGCCAACAGCAGCAUUCCGGCCACAGUUUCCCGAGACACCGCAUCCCGUCCUCUGCAAGAUCGGGAUCGACAUGUAUCAGCAGUCCAGAACCAUCCCCCACCUCGAGCCCCUGCUCGACAAAGGGAGAGCCUCCGAGAUUCCAAGUCUCGGCGCGGGAAUCGCAGAUCUGCUCUCACCCGGCAGCAAAGAUCGAUCUCAGGCAACAAAUCGGGUCUUCAUCAGCUCACUGAGGAUACCUUGUUCGAAAUGCUCAUUGGCAGAAUCAGACAGCGCGAGGAGAAUGAGAUCACAGCUGCCAAUAUUCAACGCCAAAUGGAGACAAAGAUCUUGGAGCUGCAGGAAGAAAAUCGAGAUCUUCACCAUCGGCUCGAAACUGGUCGUUUGCAGCUGCAGAAAAAUGAAGUGGAGCUUAACAAACAUCAAACCCGACUGGAAGACUGGAAGUUGAAAAUCCGCAAGUUCAAACAGGUUGUUGAUGAAUUGGGACAUGAUCAUGAUUCCCUGAAAGAGGACAAUGAGCGGCUUAAUACCACUGCUGCAAGUUUGGAAAAGCAGAAGAGCGAGCUCUUCCAAGCCAUUGAUGAUGCAAAGCUCCAGAUUGCCCGAGCAGAGGGAAGGGCAGAUGAGCAGCGCAAGGAGAUCGCCGAAAAAGAACAACGCAUUGCUCUGCUACAGCAGGCUUUGACAGCGGCUCAAGAUCAGGACGACUGCACAAAAGCCGAAUUGAUCAGCGAACGGAAUCGCAGCUCCACUCUGGAAUCAUAUAUCCAGAACUACGCUCUGACUCAAGCAAAGCAGAUUGGUCUCAUCAAAGAAGAUCAGGCAAAGCUCAUGCAAGACCUGAAUGCAAGGCUAGAGUCAAUUGCCACCAAUGCGACCACUUUCAAGUGCGACAUUCUUUCGGCAACCAAAACAGUUUUCGAUCAGUGCCGCACUUCCAUCGAGACCUUGAGCGAAAAGUACUCUGAAGAAAAGCUCUCCGUCCAGGAGUUCACAGGCAGCACCCAAGAUGUGAUUUCUCAAAUCAACACCAUGGCAACCAAGCUCACAGAGAGUAUUGAGACCAGUAACAAGGUCAAUGUUGGCGUGUCCAAGGGCGUUCAGGACAGUCUGCACGCAAUUGAGUCUCAUCUUAGUGCCGAUUCACAACUUUUCCAGCAGCUUGCCGAGUGCCGCACCUCAUACAGAUGGCUUAAAGGCAGGCUUGGAGCCAUUGAGCCGACAUUGGAGAACCUCAAUGCUUCGGUGAAGGUCGUGUUGGAUUCUGAAACCAAGCUUGCUCGACAAUUCGGUGACUUUGGUAAAAAGCUAGAGGAAGCUCAAAUGCCGAAAGGAAAUCCGGAGUUUGAGAAACAAUUGGCAGAUAGGUUUGCCGAGAACACGCAGCUCCAACUAGGACUCCACAAGAUGGCCUCGGAAAUUGACAGUCUCAACCAACUGACAAGCGAAAAAGAUGCGACGAUUCAAAACUUGCAACAAUGUCUGACAGACGCAAAGGAGAAGUGCAGAGCUGUUGAUAAUCGAAAUCAGGCGUUGGAAAUCGACAAGACGGCUUUGAAAGGUGAAAUCGAGCUUAGGGAUCAGAGAAUCCGUCACGAAUUGACCACCAAACAUAACUCCUCCCAAACCCAGAUGCAAGCCAAAUACGAGCAAGAGCUACGAACUCUCAAGGCGGAGAAGGACGAACUUGAAAAGAAUACCGAGCUGAUAAUGACUCAAAUGAACGGUGUUCAGAGUGCUUUGGUUGAAGCAAAACGUCUAUUCGAUGAUCAGAAAACACAGCGUGAAUCACUGGCCCAAGAGACAGACCAACGGAUUGAACAGCUCACUCAAUCUUGCUCCGAGCACAUGGCGCGAGUAGAGGCUCAAAUUCUGGAGCUCCAGAAGUACCAGCAAGCUGAAGCUGCUUCGUGCAUGGAAAGGAAUGGCCUCCAAGAGCAACUCCGGCAGGCCCAAGAAAGAAUCCACGAGCUCGAGGAGACAUUUGUCGUUCCAUCUGUAGAGGAAGAAGGUCCCCGAGUGCCUCCAGCCAACAUUGUUCCCUUCUCAGCUCUCAAGAGCCAGCUUUCACCAUUGCGAGCCACCUCGCCCUAUGGAGAUCCAGCGGACUUUGCCAUGCUCUUUAUGUCAGAUGAGCUUCUGCUCGCAACGCCACAUCACAAGGUCAACGAAGACAAGGCAUGCCCGAGCCGUCAAGAAGAAGCAACAACCGAAGAAAGCAAAAAGCCACUUGAAGUCACUGAUCCGGCAAAGGUAUUUGAUAUUCCUCAGGACAACGAACCGCCUCCCACGCGAGCCAAUACGAAGCGCAAAGCAGUUAAUUUUGCACCACACCGAACAGAGAGCACUGAGAGUCAGAGGAAGGGAUCUCUCAACACUCGUGUCCCCUCCACGGAAGUUCAGAGCUCCACCCAAGCCGAGAACGCCGAGAACGCAACAGAGGAGCGACCUACAAAAGUCACGAAGCAUAUCAAUAAAUGGACUUACAGUCGGGUUCAGGCUUCAGGGAUCGAAGUCCAGCAGGGGCAGUUCACAGCGCCGCCGACACGGGCUACAAGAGGCCCGCAGCGAGCCAGUCCGAAGGGCCUUGUCUCUGCCAGUAGCACCAGCGAAGCAGUAGGUCGGUCCAAUACCCGGGGCCGAGGCAAGCGGUGUUCGCGAGGAGACCGUUACAAUGCCCGAUUCAGUCAGGAAGGGUGA